AUGUCUGAAAAUAAUAGAAGCAGAUCGUCCUUACAUACGAAUACCAGCAGCGCAGCCCACAAUAGUUGUAAUGAAGAAUUGAACAAUGCAAGAACAAAGUUCAACGAUUUGUUACAAGAUUUGGUUCGUCAUAAUAAAGAAAGUGCAUCGGAACAAGAUUGCAUAAAUAGUUUACUAGAAUUGCCUAAUCAGCCUUUACUUCCUUCGAAUUCCACUGGACCUGAGAAGCGUAGCCUAGCUCAAAGUAGAUCGCCACGAAAGCGAAAAAAGAAAGAUAGUGGAAACAACAGUAAUGUCCAUGAUAACUCUAACACGAUACCGAGCACACCUGAAGGUAAUAAACCCCCUAUACAUGUUAUCAAGCUAUUCGAUCGUAGCGUGGACUUAGCACAGUUUGACGAACGUACCUCGUUAUAUACACUUUGUCGGUCAUGGAUGCAUAAUAAUCCCAAUGACGGUAGUGAUAAUGAUGGAUUUGCCAAAUUAGAUUUAGAUGCAAAUGAAAAAGCAAAUAACGAUGACACUAAUGGUAGUAAUCCAGCCAUCGACGAAUCAGGUAAUGUUCAUAGUUUACCAAAGCCAUCUAUUUUACAAAAGGAACGUUAUACUGCUCUGACGCAAGCACCCAAACCGAAGCUGUGGGACACUAACCUAAUCGGCAGUAAUCAACAAUCGAUUGUAGAAUUAAAGCGAGUUCAUAUCGCCCGAUGGAAACUUAUAAGAGCUAAAUCACGCGAAAGAUUGAGUAGAAUGCAAGAGCAAUAUAGCGAAUCUAAUCGAAUUAUUAAUAAACUGUAUCGACCAAGACAUUAA
Molecule: messenger RNA, 813 nt
Organism: Trichoplax adhaerens
Lineage: Eukaryota; Metazoa; Placozoa; Uniplacotomia; Trichoplacea; Trichoplacidae
Exons: 1
Coding region: 1-813 (270 amino acids)
Biological process (GO): negative regulation of transcription by RNA polymerase II
Cellular component (GO): Myb complex; transcription repressor complex
Source: RefSeq, a predicted model, not a curated record